AAGCAAGAUUUAACUCUAAUACGUUUUUGUGAUUUUCGAAUUAACGAAAUGUACAUAUCAAAGUAUGAUCUGAAUGGUGGGAAUUUAAUCAUCAAAAGGAUAGCUUGAAGAUGUUUCUUGUGUGUCAUUUGUUUCUUGUUUAUCUGCAACAAACACAGGCUGUAUGUACAUUUCCUACAGACAUGGUCGGAAGUUGGCAUGUCAGUGACUUUGGAGGUGCUGUUAUUCAAAGAAAAACUCUUACGACAGAAAAGAGUGUAGUUAAUUUUGGAACCAGAAUUUUUGAGUGCACAUUAAAAGAGGAUAAUCGGUAUCUUCUCACAUCAGACGUCUUUAAUUUUUAUGGAUCGCCAUUUCAACUGGGGCUAUGUUGGGAAUUCCAGAAAGUUUCGGAAACUCAGUACAUUUAUUAUGCAGCUAUGGACGUUUUGCCUAAUACACCAAAUACACGGAUUCUUUUUCGACUUAAUCCAGCAAAUUUCAACAUUACUGGAGACUGUCAAUUUAAAUCAAAUUAUGACCCAUGGCAGGCUAGGGUCUUUUUGAAGAAUGGGGCUUUGAGUAUAUCGCAAUGUCCCUUGAUCAUGCAAGCGAAUUUUACCUACACAUAUGACUUUGGUAACGGAAACCAAUGCACUGGGAACACAUCUUUAGACGUAUGCUCCGAUGUAACAUCGAUGGAAUUUGACUACAGCUUGUGCUCUACUGAGCAAGGAUAUUCAGCAACAGGAUCGCUGACGUGUGUUCACCAGGAACAGUUUAAUGAACUUGUUUACUUGAUUGUGUUCAACAAUGAUAUAGAUGCACCGGAUGAAGUGACCAGAUUUAGAUUCACUUGUUAUGUAAUGCAACAACAAAAAGGUGGCUUGCAUGCCAUACAGAUGACACAAUACCCACAAGCAUGUCUGGACAAACUCUAUCAAACGCCUUACCGAGUAGUCAGACCUGGGGCACACCUUCAGCUACAGCGUUCAAGUAAAGAUUUCUGCACGGGUCGAGGACAAGGAAAAGGUCAAUCUGUGGACUCUGUGGUCAGUGCCGUAGCUGCAAUUGGAGCGGUGUUUGGAACUAUUGUCCUCAGUCUUUCUAUUGUAAUUGGUGUUAAACUGUACAAUAAAUUUAAAAAGCACUCGAUCCAACCUGCAAGAAGUGAAAGCGUUUCAUCUUUAGCAUCCUUUGAUCGUGUGCAAUCGAUGUUUAGUCUGGAUGGAAGAAUUUCUCCAUUUUCACUCCGACCUACAUUAUCAGAAAUAGCAUACAAAAGGUUUGGUUCAUCAAUGGAUGAAUUGGACUAUAUGAAUGACGAAACUAAUGAUCAAGAUCUGUUUGAAGCAAUGAAUGAUAACUUUAUUGAUACUGUUGAGAGUUCAUUUGAUCAAUCUUAUUUAAGGGAGUAAUUUUCAAUAAUAUCUGUAAUAUCGAUAUUUGAACAAUGUAUGAAUAUAAUUAUAAAAAGCUAGUAUUCCUUUUU
Magallana angulata is the source of this 1471-nucleotide messenger RNA. RefSeq lists its product as uncharacterized. NCBI's taxonomy places the organism in Eukaryota, Metazoa, Mollusca, Bivalvia, Ostreida, Ostreidae. The record is from RefSeq and is a predicted model, not a curated record. The transcript is spliced from 10 exons. The coding region runs from base 111 to 1397 and encodes 428 amino acids.